Ornithorhynchus anatinus (platypus) is the source of this 5152-nucleotide messenger RNA. It is a transcript of the gene EIF2AK4, whose product is annotated as eukaryotic translation initiation factor 2 alpha kinase 4. Bases 1 to 4980 code for a protein of 1659 amino acids. Gene Ontology annotation, molecular function: ATP binding; eukaryotic translation initiation factor 2alpha kinase activity; protein binding. NCBI's taxonomy places the organism in Eukaryota, Metazoa, Chordata, Mammalia, Monotremata, Ornithorhynchidae. Gene Ontology annotation, cellular component: cytosol. The transcript is spliced from 39 exons. The record is from RefSeq and is a predicted model, not a curated record. Gene Ontology annotation, biological process: regulation of translational initiation by eIF2 alpha phosphorylation; DNA damage checkpoint signaling.
AUGGCGGGCGGCGGGAGCCGGAGCGGGCCGGGCGGGGCGCGCGACGCCGAGCAGGCCGAGUCCUACGCGCUGCGCCAGGGCCACGAGCUGCAGGUGCUGGAGGCCAUCUACGGGCACGACUUCCGAGACCUAAGGCGGGGCUGCCCGGCACAGGCGAAGGAGCCGCCCGAAAUCAAUUUAGUGCUCCGCCCUCAAGGGCUGACCGGCGACAACGAAAUCUACGUGAAAGUGGACCUGAGGGUCAAGUGUCCGCAGAACUAUCCAGAUGUAGUCCCCGAAAUCGAGCUGGAGAACACAAAGGGUCUUUCCAAUGAAAGCAUCAAUGCAUUAAAAUCCAGCUUGGAAGAACUGGCCAAGGAGCGCUGUGGAGAGGUGAUGAUAUUUGAGUUGGCCGAUCACGUGCAGUCGUUCCUCAGCGAGCACAACAAGCCGCCUUCCAAGUCUUUCCAUGAUGAGAUGCUGAAGAAUCAACAAAAGCUGCAGGAGAGACAGGCCUGGGAGGAGCAACAGAGGAUGCUGGAAGCCGAGCGGCAAGAGGAGCAGAGGCAACGGGAAAUCCUUGAUGAAAUUCAGAGAAGGGAAGAGGAGAAAAGAGAAGAAAAAAAAAGGAAGGAAAUGGCAAAGCAGGAGCGUCUGGAGGUGGCCAGUUCCACGCACCAAGAUGCCACUACCAGGAAAGAGCCGGCAAGGCCCAGAGCAGGCGUGAACCUGAAUGGCGGAACUAAGGAGCAGGGAGGACAGGUCAAACACCGGGCCAACUCCACCGGGCGAUCCAGGCGAGACCGGCAUCAUUCGGUGUGUAGCAGUGAAGAUUCCCCGGGCUGCGGUGAAGUCCUGUAUUUCAACGCGGGCUCCCCCUGCCAGCUCACCGUGCACAAAGGGAAAUGUAUCGAGAACGACGCGGAGUUGGAGAAGCAGGUCUACAACGCCUUGGAAGUGACCACGGGGAACUUCGUCCUGGUCUACGAGUGGGUCCUGCGGUGGCCCAAAACCAAGGGACCGUUCCUCACGAGCCAAGAGAAGGAGAAAGUGGAGAAAUACCGGAAGCAGAUCCAGGGAGCGGAGACGGAGUUCAGUUCGCUGGUGAAGCUGAGCCACCCGAACCUCGUGCGCUACCUGGCGAUGUCGCUGCGGGAGCAGGCCGACGCGACGGUGGUGGCCGUCCUGGUGGAGCACGGCGGCGGCCUCCCCUUGUCUGCCCCCCUGAGCCGCGGGACCCCGGUACCCGGCGACCGGCUGCGCCGUUACGCCGCCCAGCUCCUGGCCGGCUUGGACUACCUGCAUCGCAACUCGGUGGUGCACAAGGCCCUGGGCCCCGCGCGGGUCCUGGUGGACCCCGAGGGCCACGUCAGGAUGACGGACCACAGCAUCUCCAAGCGCCUGGCGGACAUCUGCAGGGACGGGGCGCCGGAGCCGGCCCGGGUGCGCUUCAGCGAGGACCCCCUGCCCGGCCGGCCCGGGAAGAAGGGUGACAUCUGGCAGCUGGGCCUCCUGCUGCUCUCGCUCAGCCAGGGCCGGGAAGCCAAGGAGUUCCCAGUCACCGUGCCCCGAGACCUGCCGGCCGACUUCCGGGAUUUCCUGAAAAAGUGCGUCUGCUCGGAGGACAAGGAGCGGUGGAGUCCCCAGCAGCUGUUGACACAUCGCUUCCUCAACCCCCCUCCGCCGAACACACCCGCGGUGGAAGACAGCGACGAUUCGGCAGAGGUCGACUGCAUCGACACCGUCAUCCCCAGGAGCCUUCUCCCCAGCGCGGCCUGCCUCAGCGAGACGCAGCGCCAGUUUUCUCGCUACUUCACCGAGUUCGAAGAGCUGCAGCUCCUCGGGAAGGGAGCGUUCGGCGCCGUGAUCAAGGUCCAGAACAAGCUGGACGGCUGCUGCUACGCGGUGAAGCGCGUCUCCAUCAGCCCCGCCAGCAAGCAGUUCCGGCGCAUCAAGGGGGAGGUGACGCUGCUCUCCCGCCUGAACCAUGAGAACAUCGUGCGCUACUACAACGCCUGGAUCGAGAGACACGAGAGGCCGCUGCCCGGCUCGCCGGGGCCCGCCCCGGCGGAGGGGAAGCCGGCCCGCCCCGGGCCCCACCUGGAUGGGAUGGGGCUCCCGGCGGGCGACGUGGAAACCAGCGCCCCGCCCCCGGUGCUGACCAGCUCGGUGGAGUGGAGCACCUCGUGCGAGCGGUCCCCCGGGGCCUUCGCGGGGACCGGCCCGGAGUCCAGCGACGAGGACGAGGACGAUGACGAUGAAGACGGCCGGGACGGCGUCUUCUCCCAGUCGUUUCUCCCCGCCACAGAUUCUGAUAGCGACAUCAUCUUCGACAACGAAGACGAGAACAGUAAAAGCGCCAGCCCGGAAGAAGAGGGUGCCGAAAAGAACGGCGUCCACAAAGGCAGUGUGUCCUCAGUGACGCAGACUGUCCACUACCUUUACAUCCAGAUGGAGUAUUGUGAGAAGAGCACCCUCCGGGACACCAUCGACCAGGGCCUGUACCAAGAUCCUGUCCGACUCUGGAGGCUUUUCCGGGAAAUCCUGGACGGAUUAACGUACAUCCAUGAGAAAGGGAUGAUUCACAGGGAUUUGAAGCCGGUGAACAUUUUUUUGGAUAGCGACGACCAUGUGAAAAUCGGGGACUUUGGCUUGGCCACGGACCACCCGUUCUCCACGGCAGAAGCCAAAGGGGAAGAUGGGGCGGGCGAUCGACUGAUCAAGUCGGACCCUUCAGGCAACCUGACGGGGAUGGUGGGCACGGCGCUCUAUGUGAGCCCGGAGGUUCAGGGCAGCACCAGGUCGGCGUACAACCAGAAAGUGGAUCUGUUCAGCCUCGGCAUCAUCUUCUUUGAGAUGUGCUAUCGGCCCAUGGCCACGGCGUCGGAGCGGAUCUUCGUCCUCGGCCGACUCAGAGAGCCUACUUCUCCCAAGUUUCCAGAAGAUUUUGACGACGGGAAGCACGCGAAGCAGAAAGCGGUCGUCUCCUGGCUCCUGAACCACGACCCGGCCAAGCGGCCGACGGCCAUGGAGCUGCUGAAGAGCGAGCUGCUGCCCCCGCCUCAGCUGGAGGAGUCGGAGCUGCACGAGGUCCUGCACCACACGCUGGCCAACCCCGACGGCAAGGCCUACCGGACCGUGCUGGCGCGCCUCUUCGCCCAGCGCGUCUCGCCCGCCAUCGACUACACCUACGACAGCGACGUCCUUAAGGGCAGCUUCUCAAUCCGCGCAGCUAAGAUCCAGCAGCAUGUGUGCGAGACCGUCGCUCGCAUCUUUAAGAGACACGGAGCGGUGGAGCUGCCCACCCCCCUGCUGUUGCCCCGCAACAGGCAGAUCUACGAGCAUAACGAGGCGGCCUUGUUCAUGGACCCCAGCGGCACGCUGGUGAUGCUCCCCUAUGACCUCAGGAUCCCUUUUGCCAGAUAUGUGGCAAGAAAUAACAUCUCAAACCUGAAACGGUACUGCAUAGAGCGGGUCUUCCGACCCCGCAAGCUAGAUCGAUGCCACCCCAAGGAGUUACUGGAAUGCGCGUUCGACGUCGUCACUUGCACGGCCAGCAGCUUCUUGCCCGUCACUGAAGUCAUCUACACCAUCUAUGAGAUCAUCCAAGAGUUUCCAGGGCUGCAGGAGAGAAACUACAAUGUCUUCCUGAACCACACAGCCCUGCUCAGGGCCAUCCUCCUGCACUGCGGGGUCCCGGAGGACAAGCUCGGUCAAGUCUACGUCAUCCUGAACGACGCGGUGACGGAGAGGCUGACCCGGCGAGAAGUGGAAGCCAAGUUCUGCAACCUCUCCCUGUCUCCCAACAGCCUGCGUCGGCUGUACACGUUCAUCGAGCAGAAGGGAGACUUGCGGGACCUGAGCCGGACCCUUAACCAGGUGGCCACCCAGAAAAGCGGGGUGGCCCAGCUGGUGAAGCAUGGCGUGAAGGAUCUGGAGGAGGUCGUGGGGCUCCUGAAGAAGCUCGGAGUAAAACUGCAGGUGUCUGUGAACCUGGGCCUGGUGUACAAGGUCCAGCAACACCACGGCGUGAUCUUCCAGUUCGUGGCGUUCAUCAAGCGCCGACAGAAGACGGUGCCCGAGAUCCUGGCGGCCGGCGGCAGAUACGACCACCUGAUCCCCCAGUUCCGAGGCCCCCAGGCCCUGGGACCGGUCCCCUCCGCCAUCGGGGUCAGCGUGGCCAUCGAUCGGAUGGCCGCUGUCGUCGCCAGCAUGGAGGAGUCGGUCACCGUGAGCUCCUGCGACCUCCUGGUCGUGAGUGCCGGCCAGCUGUCCAUGCCGAGGGCCAUCGGCAUCACCCAGAAACUUUGGACGGCGGGCAUCGCGGCCGACAUCAUGUACGACUGGUCCCAGUCCCAGGAGGAGCUGCAGCUGCACUGCAGGCUCCACGAGAUCUCCUUCGCGGCCCUGGUCUCCGACAAGGAGGGGAGCUACGUGAAGGUGAAGCACUUCGAGAAGGAGCGGCAGACGGAGAAGCGGGUGCUGGAGUCCGACCUCGUCGACCACGUGACCCAGAGGCUGAGGACAAGAGUGUGCGAUGAAAGAAGUCUCAGGGAAGCACCCGACAGCCUGGUGGGACAGAAUGUGAAGGGACCGUCUUCGAACACCUCAGGUCUAUUUGAGAUCCACGGCACCACGGUCGUGCCCAGCGUGAGCAUCCUGGCGCCCGAGAAGCUGUCGGCCAGCGCCAGGCGCCGCUGCGAGACUCAGGUACAAGCCAGGCUCCAGUCCUCACUGGCCAACCUGCACCAGAAAAGCAGUGAGAUCGAAAUUCUGGCCGUGGACCUGCCAAAGGAAACCAUCUUACAGUUUUUAACUCUGGAGUGGGACGCGGACGAACAGGCCUUCAACACCACCGUGAAGCAGCUGCUGUCCCGCCUGCCCAAACAACGCUACCUCAAGCUCGUCUGUGACGAAAUCUACAGCAUCAAGAUGGAAAAAAAGGUUUCGGUGCUGUUCCUGUAUAGCUACCGAGACGAUUAUUACCGCAUCUUGUUUUAGAGGACAACGCCGGCAGGGCUCCAGAACGGGGCCCUUGGAGCCAUCCCCCCGUCACCCGCCCAGAGGAAGGCGGAAAAGCCGACCCAGCCGAACCCCACGGACUGUCUGGGGGGUCUGUAAGAUAAGGCCAGCGAGCUUUUUUGAACUACGGAGUAAACCUUUUCGGUCAAGU